AUGUCCAUCUGGAAACGCCCGGAUACCGUUCCCUUUCCCACCGUUUGGCACAGAUUUAGCGGCCGUUCUCCCGACACGGCGGAACUGGACAAAUACGUUGUGCAGGAUAUACCAGAGGAUCGAUUCGACGACUGUAUCGACCAUAUGUGCUCGUACUUCCUGCGCGACGAGCCAAUAUGCCGUUGUUUGGAACUAGCGAACGAUCCGAUCGCAAUUGCCGAUAUCAGCACCAUUUGGCGCAAGGUGCUACAGCGACGAUGUGCCGUUGUGUGUUUUCGGGAGGCCGAUGAUCGCGACGAGAUCGUGGGAAUCAACAUGCUGAAUGUCGUCUCGCGCGACGAUCCAAAAACCACCGAGCAAAUUUCCUCGACUGGCCUGAAGGUGUUCUACGACUGCACCAUUCACAUGACGGAACGGGGGCAACUGUUCGAACGCUUUUCGGUGGACCAUUUUCUCUCCGCGUGGGGCUUGUCGGUACAUCCGCGCUUCCGUGGGCUUGGGCUGGCAAAGGAAAUUCUGCGCGCUCGUAUUCCUUUCUGCCAAGCAAUGGGACUCAAACUGUCGGCGACUGUUUUCUCUCAUCCUGGAUCGCAGAUACCGGCGGCGAGGGCGGGCUUUCAGGAUGCCGUGGUGGAAAAGUUUUCCGAUCUGGCCGAGAAAGGAUUCGUUAUGCCAGGCAUCAACGUGGAGUACAAUAAGCUAAUGGUGUUGAAGGUAGACCAUCAAUAG
Anopheles coustani is the source of this 729-nucleotide messenger RNA. RefSeq lists its product as uncharacterized. NCBI's taxonomy places the organism in Eukaryota, Metazoa, Arthropoda, Insecta, Diptera, Culicidae. The record is from RefSeq and is a predicted model, not a curated record. The coding region runs from base 1 to 729 and encodes 242 amino acids. Gene Ontology annotation, molecular function: N-acetyltransferase activity. The transcript has a single exon.